AUGGCCUCAUCCGUUUUCUAUGUUGAUUGCUCCGCUCCAGUUGCUGACAAGUUCUUCCAGCUUCAGGAGUUCGUCGAAUACCUUCAGUCCCACAUGAAGGUUGAUAACCUCCGCAAGAACCUCGCUAACAAGGUCACAAUCGAAGCCGAUGCUGGUGCUAACAAGAUUGUUGUCAACGCUUCUGUCAAGUACUCCAAGCGUGCCGUUCGUUACUACGCUCGUAAGUUCCUCGCUAAGAAGGACAUCCGCUCCCGCUUCCAUGUCAUCGCUUCUGGCAAGGACACAUACGAACUCCGCCCAUACCGCGUUUCCAACGAAUAA
This is a messenger RNA of Trichomonas vaginalis G3, 321 nucleotides long. Its product is annotated as cytoplasmic translation. NCBI's taxonomy places the organism in Eukaryota, Parabasalia, Trichomonadida, Trichomonadidae. Gene Ontology annotation, molecular function: structural constituent of ribosome; RNA binding. Gene Ontology annotation, biological process: cytoplasmic translation. The transcript has a single exon. The record is from RefSeq and is a predicted model, not a curated record. Gene Ontology annotation, cellular component: ribosome. Bases 1 to 321 code for a protein of 106 amino acids.